AUGACUAAGGUAAAUAAUAAUAAUAAUAAUAAUAAUAAUAAUAAUAAUAAUAAUAAUAAUAAUAAUAAUAAUAAUAAUAAUAAUAAUAAUAAUAAUAAUAAUAAUAAUAAUAAUAAUAAUAAUAUUAUUAAUUAA
Messenger RNA from Dictyostelium discoideum AX4, 135 nucleotides. RefSeq lists its product as hypothetical. The transcript has a single exon. NCBI's taxonomy places the organism in Eukaryota, Evosea, Eumycetozoa, Dictyosteliales, Dictyosteliaceae. Bases 1 to 135 code for a protein of 44 amino acids. The record is from RefSeq and is a predicted model, not a curated record.